GGACAGAAAAAUAUAAGAAAGACUUUUGGAAUUCUGUUUUUCUCUUUUGGAGUUCGAGCAGGUUGAUUUUUGGCCGCGGUUUAGUUGUGAAGCGCUGAAUGCUAAAGCGCUAACUUAGCGGCUCUUCCUCAUUAUACUUUAUUGCGCCUCGAAUAAGUUUAACUUUGACACUUUUUCUAGUCUUUGAGCGGUUUUUAACAUGGGUUUGACUAUUUCGAGCGUAUUUUCUCGAUUGUUCGGGAAGAAGCAGAUGAGAAUUCUCAUGGUUGGUCUGGAUGCUGCUGGAAAAACCACAAUCCUGUACAAACUGAAACUGGGAGAAAUAGUGACAACAAUUCCAACUAUAGGAUUUAACGUCGAGACAGUCGAAUACAAGAACAUUUCCUUCACUGUGUGGGAUGUGGGUGGUCAGGAUAAGAUCAGGCCUCUUUGGAGACAUUACUUCCAGAACACACAGGGUCUGAUCUUUGUUGUGGACAGUAAUGAUCGUGAGCGAGCACAGGAAUCAGCAGAAGAGCUUCAGAAGAUGCUUCAGGAAGAUGAACUGAGGGACGCUGUUCUGCUGAUUUUUGCAAACAAACAAGAUUUACCAAAUGCGAUGCCCAUCAGCGAGUUGACAGACAAACUCGGCCUGCAGAAUCUCAGAAGCAGAACUUGGUACGUCCAGGCGGCCUGUGCGACUCAAGGGACGGGUUUAUACGAGGGAUUAGACUGGCUUUCCGAGCAGCUCUCCAAACGCUAAACUGCACUUCCUGUUCAAACAGGAAGUGUGUGUUUGUGUGUGCUGUUCCAAAGGACUUGAUGAGCGACGCUGUUUCAGUUGUUACCAAAAAUCCACCUGCUGAUGUCAAUCUUUUGGCAGAGCAUUUUAGUUUCUUCUUCUGAUUCGUUGCACCUUUUUUGACCUCGACUGACAUUUCUUUAGAUUUAUUCCACUUGAUGUAGCCCCAUACAGUCAAGCCCGAAAUUAUUCACACCCCUGGCAUAUUAUGAUGGUAAAGUUGGCUUUAUGGUGAGGCACGGUACUCACAGCAAGAAGGUUGCUGGUUCGAGUCCCGUCUAGCCCAGUUGGCAUUUCUGUGUGUGUGUUUACAUGUUCUCCCCAUGUUGGCGCAAGUUUCCUCUUGGCGCUCUGGUUUUCCCCACAGUCCAAACACAUGCACUAUAGGGGAAUUGUAUGAACUAAAUUGGCCGUAGUGUAUGAGUGUGUAUAAGUGUUUCCCAGUACUGGGUUGCAACUGGUAGGGCAUUCGCUGUGUAAAACAUA
Molecule: messenger RNA, 1267 nt
Organism: Danio rerio (zebrafish)
Lineage: Eukaryota; Metazoa; Chordata; Actinopteri; Cypriniformes; Danionidae
Gene: arf4a
Product: ARF GTPase 4a
Biological process (GO): vesicle-mediated transport
Cellular component (GO): Golgi apparatus
Molecular function (GO): GTPase activity; GTP binding
Source: RefSeq, marked predicted